Molecule: messenger RNA, 1322 nt
Organism: Lathyrus oleraceus (garden pea)
Lineage: Eukaryota; Viridiplantae; Streptophyta; Magnoliopsida; Fabales; Fabaceae
Exons: 3
Coding region: 140-1189 (349 amino acids)
Molecular function (GO): protein binding
Source: RefSeq, a predicted model, not a curated record
CGUGUUUUCCUUUUUAUUUACGAGAGUUUCAUUUAUGUACUAUGUAUAAAAGGGUUUGAAGCUCAAUUGCGUACAACAAAGAGAAUAAAGUAGACAAGAUAGUUCAAUCGUGUACAACAAAGAGAGUAAAGUAGACAAGAUGGCCGCAAAGAAAUUAGGAAUGCAACGAGGAAACAAUGAAGAAGGUUUUAUCCGACCUAAAAGUUCCAAUGGCUUACCUAUGUCACUAUCAACAGGGAAGAAAAUGGAAAACGAUAUUGAUUUCAGCCAACUUCCUAAGAAUGUGCUUGAUACCAUUUCCCAAAAACUAAAUUUUGAUGAUCUCUUUGAUUUUGCAAGUGUUUGCAGAGAGUGGAGGGUAGUUAAGAUGAUUUAUUGGAAAAAAUUCCUAGAAUCUCAAUCACCAUUACUUGUGGAAACAACAUCAUAUGCUAAGAAAUUUUAUUCUUUUUACAGCAUACCUGAUCAACGAGCUUACCUCUCUGAGAUGAGUUAUUUUUGGGGAUUAUACUAUUGCGGUUCUUCUAGUGGAUAUAUAAUCAUGGCAGGUGCCAACAAUACACUUCAACUAAUGAACCCAUUUACAAGAAAGCAGAAAAUCAUUGAUAUCUCAACAAUUAGAAAUUAUUUGAAUUAUUGUGCAUGUCGUGUCUUACUUGCUUUUGCCAAAGGCUCUAGUGAGUUUGUUAUAGUGGCUUCUUGCAAAUCUUCAUUUAGCCUGCAUGUCUAUCAGUCACGGAAUUCUAGUUGGGUAACUUAUAUCGAAAGAGCAAAUCCAUUGAAGGUUGUGGACUUUGUUGUUUUGCAUAAUAUAAUUUAUGUUAUCACUGACAAGGCUCAAGUCGGGGUACUUAGCUUGAACUCUUCAAGUUUGAAAUUUCUAAAACUGAAAAAUACUCCAAACAUAACUUAUUCUUUCUUGAAUUUACUUAGUUGUGAUGGAAAGCUUCUAGUAGUUGUGUUUACACCAGGGAGACUAUUGGAUGUCUACAUGAUAGACUUCAGAACAAUGAGUUAUGCCAAGCUAGAAAAUUUAGUGUAUUCAGGGAGUAAUAAUGAACUGUUGAAGUGCAUUGUGCCUGCUGGUAGACGUCGGCCUCAUCGUAGAUCAAGUAGAUCAAGAACUUAUUGGCUAGAUUGGUGUUUUCGAAAUCUACAUUAUGAAGUAGAUUAUUCUCUUGUUGAAUAGUCUGUUGACUUUUGUACUAUGUAGCUUGUUGUGUGAUCUUUCGUACUUGGAUCAUAUUGUUCCCCGUAUUUUCCUUUUGUUUCCUUUUACUUUAAAUAUACCAGAAACCUUUGUUAUGGUUUCUUUAGUUUCA